AUGCCAUACUAUAGAACGGUUACUGCCAAUGCCAAAGGGCGUUGGAUUGGCAAGCCGCUGGAGUAUGUGGCUAAAGAGGUGGGUGCCCUCAAGAUAUCGGGGCCGCACGACAUCGUCCGCAACCACGAUAUAAUAAACUAUGAGAUCCAUGUGCACGAGGCUUACGUUCCGGAUCAGCCGCUGCAGGUCCUCUAUAGCGAUGAUCAAUUGGUGGUGGUGGACAAACCCAGUGGAAUGCCUACACACCCCACAGUCAACUAUUUUACAAAGACUGCUACAGAGCUUUUACGGCCCGAGUAUGGGCCGGUAGUGCCCUGUUAUCGACUUGAUAGACUAACCACGGGAGUGCUGGUUUUGUUUCGCACCGGCGAGAUAGCCGCAGAUUUGCUGAAAACACCUCGGCGGAAAACGUAUUUGGCCAGAGUUUACGGAGACUUUAGUGGCGGAGAGUGCGACGCACCAAUUGUCACCUUCAACGCCAAACGGGGGUUUCAAGCUUUCCUGCAGGCUUUAAAGUCUGCCAAGCCGGCACAUACCAGGUUUCAAGCACUUUACAAAGACAGCAGCUAUACAAUUGUCAAAUGCGAGCUUGAAACAGGACGAACACAUCAAAUUCGAAAACACCUUAGCCUUUUGGGCCAUCCGAUUGUUAACGACGAUCUAUACAAAGACGGGUUGUUCAAAGAGCUUAUGGCCGAUCCUGUGCAGUCAAAUUUCGAUAGAGUUGUACAGGCAUCAGAACUGAGGCGCAGGGAGAAGGAUACAGGUGAGACCUGUCCAGAGUGCGGUGCAACUAUUUAUAAAGAUGUCGAUGAAGCGAUUGACCUCCAUUGUUACGAAUACCAGAUUCAGCAGCACACUUUCAAAUGUCUUCCUUACUGGAUUCCCAAGUCUCUCGAGGCCAUUCUUUGA
Wickerhamiella sorbophila is the source of this 912-nucleotide messenger RNA. Its product is annotated as tRNA pseudouridine(32) synthase, mitochondrial. The coding region runs from base 1 to 912 and encodes 303 amino acids. Gene Ontology annotation, molecular function: RNA binding; pseudouridine synthase activity. Lineage: Eukaryota; Fungi; Ascomycota; Dipodascomycetes; Dipodascales; Trichomonascaceae. Gene Ontology annotation, biological process: pseudouridine synthesis. The transcript has a single exon. The record is from RefSeq and is a predicted model, not a curated record.